Molecule: messenger RNA, 961 nt
Organism: Raphanus sativus (radish)
Lineage: Eukaryota; Viridiplantae; Streptophyta; Magnoliopsida; Brassicales; Brassicaceae
Product: E3 ubiquitin-protein ligase RSL1-like
Exons: 2
Coding region: 55-864 (269 amino acids)
Biological process (GO): protein polyubiquitination; positive regulation of proteasomal ubiquitin-dependent protein catabolic process; ubiquitin-dependent protein catabolic process
Cellular component (GO): ubiquitin ligase complex; cytoplasm
Molecular function (GO): ubiquitin protein ligase activity; zinc ion binding; ubiquitin conjugating enzyme binding
Source: RefSeq, a predicted model, not a curated record
GUUUUUCUUUUUAAGCCAUUUUCACUCGAAGAGUUUGAUAAGGCGCGCGAGGAGAUGGCAGCGAGGAGUAGACCACGUGACCAGAAGGAUAAAAACAUUCUUCGUUUCCUUCCUCGUGAAGGCAAACCAGACAAGAAGACAGAGCAUUGCAAAAUAUGUCUGGACGACGUUGAUUCCGACCUAAUGUUUUACGUUGAAAGAUGCGGUCAUCGGUUCUGCGUUGACUGCGUCAAACAACACAUAGAGGUGAAGCUGGCUGAUCGUAAGAUACCAGACUGUCCUCAUCACAGAUGCAUCUUCCAUCUCUCUAUCGACAGAUGCGGCGAUCUUUUGUCGUACAAGGAAAGCUUGGUGUGGAUGCAGAGGAUUAGAGAGAACUCGAUUCCUUUGGCGCAGAGAGUUUAUUGUCCGUACGAGAGUUGCUCUCAUGUGAUGUCCACGGCCGAACUUUCUACAUGUGGAUCAUCAUCAUCCACUGGACUUAGGAGAUGCUUUAAAUGCCGUGGGGAGUUCUGUCUCCACUGCAGAGUUCCGUGGCAUGGUAGGCUAUCGUGCAACGACUACAGGAGGUUGUAUCCUCAUCGUUUUCAAGAAAUUAGUGAUGUUGCGAAGCUGAGAUCUUUGGCGAAUGUUAAUGGGUGGCGUCAAUGUCCCACGUGUUAUCACAUGGUUGCACGGUCUUACGGAUGCAACCGCAUAACUUGCAGGUGUGGGAAUGCAUUUUGCUACCAGUGCGGUUACUUAUGGGACGGAGGGUUCCAUGGAGAUUGCAACCAAGAUUUCAUGUGGGCGUUUUCUCCUAUAUUAGUCUUUGUUUCUCUUGUACUACUACUAGGUUUCGUUUUACACCACCUCACUAAAUAGGAAGACUUGUUGUAUGAAACUUGCGAGCAGCACUCCCGCAAACAACUCGGACAAAGAUUUGGACAGUGUGUGAUGAAAAUUAAUCUCGUUUCUUCAA